Molecule: messenger RNA, 501 nt
Organism: Calliphora vicina (urban bluebottle blowfly)
Lineage: Eukaryota; Metazoa; Arthropoda; Insecta; Diptera; Calliphoridae
Product: cuticle protein 16.5-like
Exons: 2
Coding region: 1-426 (141 amino acids)
Source: RefSeq, a predicted model, not a curated record
AUGUUCAAAUUCGCCGUUGUUAUUUUUGCUGUCAUUGCCUGCGCUGCUGCUAAACCAGGUUUCAUUGGUGCUCCUUUGGCUUACGCUGCUCCCGCCGCUGUAGUAGCUGCCCCAGCUCCUGUUGUAACUGCCACCAGUAGCCAAGUUAUUGCCCGUAAUUAUAAUGGCAUUGCUACCGCUCCCAUAGUUGCUAAUGUUGCUGCUCCCGUAGUUGCUAAAACUGUUGCUCCAGUAGCUUUUGCUGCUCCUGUUGCCAGAUACGCCACUGCCUACUCUACACCUUUGGCUUACUCCACCCCUGUUGUAGCUAAAUAUGCUGCCGCUGCUCCCUUGGCUUACUCCGCCCCCGUUGUUGCCAAAUAUGCUGCCGCUGCUCCAUUUGCCUACUCUGCUCCUUUAAGCUAUGCUGCUCCAGCUUUGUGGUAAAUGUUAAAGACAUUGGUUGUAUCAUUAAUGGAAGACUGACUUGUUGAAAUAAAUUAUUUGAAAUAGUUACUAAAA